Molecule: messenger RNA, 1129 nt
Organism: Salpingoeca rosetta
Lineage: Eukaryota; Choanoflagellata; Craspedida; Salpingoecidae
Product: AGC/AKT protein kinase
Exons: 10
Coding region: 176-1129 (317 amino acids)
Biological process (GO): protein phosphorylation
Molecular function (GO): protein kinase activity; ATP binding
Source: RefSeq, a predicted model, not a curated record
AAUCCAAUCAUCAUCAAACACUCGAUUCCACACCCCUCUCAGCUGCCUCAGCUGCCUGCAUCAGCUGCCUUGCGUCGUCCAGCCGCUCGUCAUUUCCCCCCUCCUCCUCCUCGUCUUCCUGCGCCGUAUCGCUGUCGCCCUCCCCUACUCAACCCUGCAACGCGCAACCUGAGUCAUGAGCGUGGUUAAAGAAGGCUGGCUGUUGAAGCGCGGCGAAUACAUCUCCACUUGGAGGCCCAGGUACUUUGUGUUGCGCAGCGACGGCAAGUUCCUCGGGUUUAAGCAAAAGCCUGCCAGUGCCAGUGAUCCAGCUGUCAACAAGUUUGACAUCAGGGAUUGCAAGAUCUCUGUCGAGGAUGACAAGGGCAAGAGCGGGAAGUUCGGCUUCUCCAUCCGCUUUGUUCAGAUGACGCGCGUGAUUGAGCGUUCCUUCCAUACAGAGUCUGCCAUGGAGCGCCAGGAGUGGGUUGACGCCAUCACGGGACUCAAGCACUCCCUCGAGGGAGCCGGUGACUCGCGCGGCUCGCGGUCAUCACACGACACCCGCGCCAUGUCCUUCAUUGGCGGCCGCCCAGAGCCCGCAGACAUCUCCAUGGACAGCUUCGAAAUGCUCAAGGUGCUUGGCAAGGGCAGCUUUGGCAAGGUGAUGCUUGCCAAGCUCAAGUCAUCGGGUGCCGUUUACGCGAUCAAAGUUCUCAAGAAGAGCAUGAUUCUGGAGAAGAACGAGCUGGCGCACACGUUUACGGAGAACUCCGUGCUGGCCAAGUGCUCGCAUCCGUUCCUGACGUCGCUGCACUACUCGUUCCAGACACCAGACCUCCUCUGCUUCGUCAUGGAAUACGUCAACGGCGGCGAGCUGUUCUUCCACCUGCGCAAGGAGAAGAAGUUCAGCGAGGACCGCACGCGCAUCUACAUUGCGGAGAUUCUGCUUGCGCUGACAUACCUGCACGACCAAGGCAUCAUCUACCGCGACCUCAAGCUCGAGAACCUGCUGCUCGACGCCGAGGGACACAUCAAGAUUACGGACUUUGGUCUGUGUAAGGAGGAGAUCACGUACGGCUCCACGACGCGCACCUUCUGCGGCACCCCAGAAUACCUCACUACGGCCUUCCUGUCGACUGGUCAGUGA